CUUUGCGCCAUAGGCCUCUAUUCACCAAUCGCCUCCUUCUGGCACUGGAGCUCUCGAUAAAAAGAUCCAUCCGCUGGCCAUAUAGCUCCUAUUUCUCGUCAACAUGAAGUUUAGAGGGCUUCUUCUAGCUCCUCUCGCCUUUGGCGCCACUCUCGUCGCUGGCCAACAAAAUGCGGACCCAGGAAAAGCCUUUGUCGAUGCUCUUACCGCCAGUGGCUUGACUAUGCUGAGUCAGGUAGUCACUAACUUCACUCAGGCAAUCGGCCCGGUUCUCGCCAAAGGUGGCAACAUGACGUUGCUGGCACCCACCAAUGCUGCUUUCAAGAAGCUUGGAUCAAUGCCUUCUGCUCAGCAGCUUCCUGCGAUUCUCGCAUACCACCUCGUCAAUGGUUCGUUGUCCUAUGAAAAUCUGCACAAAGCACCAGGCAAUCGCAUCGUUGCGCCUACGGAACUCAUCGGCAGCCCACUUGUCAACAUGCUGCAACAGCCUCAGGUGGUCGUCGUCCAAGCCAGCAACAGCACCAGCGACAAGGCAGAAAUCCCUAAUCCCUUGGCCGACGAAGUCGCCAGCUUUGAAAACACGACCGAUGGACCUCGUCUUGGCAACGUCCUCAUCCAGCCCAUCGACCACUUCCUUACUAUCCCCGGCAACCUUUCCAGCAUAUUGCAGGAAGAAGAUGAUCUGUCGACGAUCCGAGCGCUUCUGGACAGAAACCAGACGGUCGACAUCCUUUCCUCCACGCCAUCCAUCACCCUUUUUGCGCCCGAGGACAAGGCAGUGGCCAAUGCGACAGGAGCACUUAGCAAGGCGACCACGCAAGACAUCGCAAACAUCCUCGCCAACCAUGUUCUGAACGGCACAGUGGCCUACACGGCCUGGAUUCAGUCGGGUCAAAUCAAGGCCGAUCAGACGUCGGCAUCGGGCGAGUCGGUCAAGUUCCGCACAGAGGGCAACGAGACGUUUGUAUCUACGGGGUCCAUAGAAGCUCGGAUCAUCAAAGCAGACAUCCUCACGAACAAUGGCGUCGUCCACGUCGUCGAUCGCGUUCUCGUCAACACGCAGUCGAACCCUGCUGCGGCUGCCACCGCUGCCGACACGGCGCGCAAGAAUAGCACCAGCAAGAGCUCCCAGGGUGGACACAAGGACGCCUCCACGCCAUCGCCCAACAUCUCUGCUGCAGCCGUCUCUGCGGCUUUCAUCAUUGCUGCCUUCUACCUCACCAUGUGAAGGCCACCAAUCUCCUCUGCCUUUCUCAAUUCUCUUCCACCCUUCCAUGUGCCCUGUUCCAUUUCUGGUCUGGUACUCCCCUUAUCUCCAAACUAAUACCUGUGUCUCUUCUACUAUCACGGUCCGUGAGGUGGCUCUUGUCAAC
Messenger RNA from Acaromyces ingoldii, 1373 nucleotides. RefSeq names its product FAS1 domain-containing protein. Gene Ontology annotation, biological process: macroautophagy. The transcript has 3 exons. NCBI's taxonomy places the organism in Eukaryota, Fungi, Basidiomycota, Exobasidiomycetes, Exobasidiales, Cryptobasidiaceae. The record is from RefSeq and is a predicted model, not a curated record. Gene Ontology annotation, cellular component: fungal-type vacuole membrane. The coding region runs from base 104 to 1228 and encodes 374 amino acids.